AUGUUUGCAGUCGCUCCCUCAUCUACCGGCAGGACUUCUGCCCCAGCUCCUGUGAAUGCUCUUGUCCCCACCGAGAUUGCUUCCCUUCCUGGGUGGUCUGCCGCUCCAACAUCUAUCCGAUUCGGAGGAAUUGGCUCCGGUGUAAUGUCUACAUCCACCUUAUCGGCUGAAACUCCAACCCCCACGGCGACACCCACUCCUACUCCAACUCAGACACCACAGCCAAUACAGUCCAGCAAUUCAAGUGUUACUGCGCCCUCCUGGCCGGGACCACGCAAAGAAUGGGAAGCGCUCAGACAGGCACCGUGGUUUCAAGGUCUUUUGCCGCGAGAACUGGCCUUCGAACUGUUGGCACAGAAAGAGGUGGGUAGUUUCCUCGUCCGGAAUAGUGCAACCCAUCCGGACUGUUGUGCUUUGUCUGUGCGAGUUCCCACUCAAGACAACUCCUCCGGUAUCACACAUUAUCUCAUUCAGCAUACUCCUUGCGGCGUUCGGCUCAAGGGCUUGGAUAAGGAAUGGCCAUCGCUUCACGCUCUCAUCACUCAUUUGACUGUGAUUCCAGAAAUGCUCCCAUGUCCGCUACGGCUGUCCACAUGCACAUCCAAUCCUGUGUUUACACAAGCUGACGAACGCCCCUUUGUGAUACGCUACCGAAAAUCCGAUAUGAAUGGGUCUUGCCCAGUGGACAAUAAGGUGGAUGUUCAUGGCAAGCACUUGUCAAAUGUCGGGCAACCCAACCUCGAGAUUUCAUUGCCUUCUCGCUUCGCGGAACCCACAUCUAUGUCUAACCCCCCACAAUCAACGACUUCGCAUGACUCGUGCGAUUCCCACCCCGGUUGCCACUGCAUUCUCACCAGUGGAGACCAAACCCGUUCCAAUUCGUUCCCCGCAUACGCUGGGGCGGGAGCUACACAUCGUCAGGUCAACCAAUGGCGUUCCAAUUCUCUCGGCAGUGGUGAUAAGGUCACUCCACCGUCAAACAUCACCGAUGUUGUCGUACCCACAGGGUGUCCUGCCCAAACGUCCGUUGGGGAAGAGCAGAAUGCGGAUGUAAGAAACGCUUUUCCAUGCGGUUCAGUGAGUGUCCACCGUGCUCCUGAGGCCGCAUCGGUGCCUAAGACCGACGCACACGAUGAGGACGAGGAGUAUCAGCGCCUAUCCGAUUUUUCUUCUCUUCUAGCCGAUUUAAGACUAGAAUCUAGCAGCGAGUUAAUCAACAAGUAA
Messenger RNA from Dicrocoelium dendriticum, 1224 nucleotides. The record is from the annotation of a GenBank genome assembly. NCBI's taxonomy places the organism in Eukaryota, Metazoa, Platyhelminthes, Trematoda, Plagiorchiida, Dicrocoeliidae.